AUGGCCAUCUCACUUCGUUCUGUUCUUCUGGCUGGUGCUGUGAUUGGCGCAGCCUCUGCUAAGACUCAGAAGGCCCCAGGAUCUGCUGCUGCUCCCAAGGGUCACAAGAGUCUUACCGUGGGCAUUCUUGGCGAUUUCGGUUGGAGUGGAUGGAACCCCGCAAACGAGUACUUCUGUAAUGAAGUGACUCCUGUCUUGACCGCCAACAACAUUACAAUUCCCCGAGAAUUGCAGAAUGAUUGUGACACUGGUGACCGAGCAGCUGCCCAGAAUGCUUCAGCGGCUCAAGUGUCUACUGCCAACUACAUCGAGAAGGUUUGCGCUAUGAAGGACUGUUCUGCGUUCAUCUCUGUUGGAGACAACUUCUACGACAGCGGUGUUGGCUUUACCACCACCGGCGUCAACCGCUUCCAAGAGACUUGGGUCGAUAUGUACUCUCAAGGCGUCUAUGAGAAUGCCACCUGGUACCAGUGCCUUGGUAACCACGAUAUCGUCUACGGCCAAGCAGGUGUUGAUUUCGAAACUAAAUUGGCACCUCUGUAUGAUGACCGUUGGUACUUCGGUACUGAGGGACUUCCUUACUACACCUAUGACAUUGUCGGCCGUGACUGGACAGCGACCUUCGUCGUCGUUGACUCCGACUGCUUCAUUGAGAAGUACCAGAAGAAAAGCUCUGUUUAUCAGAAUGAAUACACCACUUCAUGCUACAAGACCAAGCAGACCCAGGUGGACUUCGUGACUCAGGCCUUUGCCAAGUCCAAGGCCGACUGGAAAUUCCUGCAGAUUCAUCACGGUUUCCUCUCAUCCAGCACUAACUACACCGAGCUCUGGCCCCUGGUCUCCGUCGCCGAGCAACAUAACGGUGUCGUUCUCAACGGUCACGAUCACUGCGCUGCUCACUACGUCGGAAACAACACCAACUUCGUUCUUUCUGGUGCCGCUGGUUACCCCGAGGUUGGCGACUGCAACAAUGGUGUUGCCUUGGGUUCCUUCGUUAAAUUCCUUGGAGCCAACUCUGCUGGUGCUGGCAACGGUUUCGUUACAAUGGAAAUUAGCUCCAAGGAGUUGGUGUUCGAGUACUACAUGCGCGACAUGCAGUAUGAGGGUGGAGACUUGUACCCUGUUCAAAAUGAUAUGAAGCCUGCGUAUUCAUUCACUGUGAAGGACAAGGCUAAAUAG
This is a messenger RNA of Talaromyces marneffei, 1179 nucleotides long. RefSeq lists its product as uncharacterized. The record is from RefSeq and is a predicted model, not a curated record. Bases 1 to 1179 code for a protein of 392 amino acids. Gene Ontology annotation, molecular function: ferrous iron binding; acid phosphatase activity; ferric iron binding. The transcript is spliced from 3 exons. Lineage: Eukaryota; Fungi; Ascomycota; Eurotiomycetes; Eurotiales; Trichocomaceae.